This is a messenger RNA of Zalophus californianus (California sea lion), 6022 nucleotides long. It is a transcript of the gene TGFBR1, whose product is annotated as transforming growth factor beta receptor 1. Gene Ontology annotation, cellular component: plasma membrane; activin receptor complex. Gene Ontology annotation, molecular function: SMAD binding; transforming growth factor beta receptor activity, type I; activin binding. Lineage: Eukaryota; Metazoa; Chordata; Mammalia; Carnivora; Otariidae. The record is from RefSeq and is a predicted model, not a curated record. Gene Ontology annotation, biological process: activin receptor signaling pathway; heart development; nervous system development.
GCCGCCGCGGCGGCAGGAGGUGGGGCGAGGCGAGGCUUGCUGAGGCGAGGCGGCGGCCGGGCCGGACCGGGCCACAGGCGGUGGCGGCGGGACCAUGGAGGCGGCGGCCGCUGCUCCGCGUCCCCGGCUGCUCCUCCUCGUGUUGGCGGCGGCGGCGACACUGGUCCCGGGGACGACGGCAUUACAGUGUUUCUGCCACCUUUGUACAAAAGACAAUUUUACUUGUGUGACAGAUGGGCUCUGCUUUGUCUCUGUCACAGAGACCACAGACAAAGUUAUACACAAUAGCAUGUGUAUAGCUGAAAUUGACCUAAUUCCUCGAGACAGACCAUUUGUAUGUGCACCAUCUUCAAAAACUGGGUCUGUUACUACAACCUAUUGCUGCAACCAGGACCACUGCAAUAAAAUAGAACUCCCAACUGUUGGAAAGCCAUCAUCUGGCCUUGGUCCCGUCGAACUGGCAGCUGUCAUUGCUGGACCAGUCUGCUUUGUCUGCAUCUCACUCAUGUUGAUGGUUUAUAUCUGCCAUAACCGUACUGUCAUUCACCAUCGCGUGCCAAAUGAAGAGGAUCCUUCCUUAGAUCGCCCUUUUAUUUCAGAGGGCACUACAUUAAAAGAUUUAAUUUAUGAUAUGACGACAUCAGGUUCUGGAUCAGGUUUACCACUGCUCGUUCAGAGAACAAUUGCAAGAACUAUUGUGUUACAAGAAAGUAUUGGCAAAGGUCGAUUUGGAGAAGUUUGGCGAGGAAAGUGGAGAGGAGAAGAAGUUGCUGUUAAAAUAUUCUCCUCUAGAGAAGAGCGCUCAUGGUUCCGUGAGGCAGAGAUUUAUCAGACCGUAAUGCUACGUCAUGAAAACAUCUUGGGAUUUAUAGCAGCAGACAAUAAAGAUAAUGGCACAUGGACUCAGCUCUGGUUGGUCUCAGAUUAUCAUGAGCAUGGAUCCCUUUUUGAUUAUUUGAACAGAUACACAGUUACUGUGGAAGGAAUGAUAAAACUUGCUUUGUCCACAGCAAGUGGACUUGCCCAUCUCCACAUGGAGAUUGUUGGUACCCAAGGGAAACCAGCCAUUGCUCAUAGAGAUUUGAAAUCCAAGAAUAUCUUGGUAAAGAAGAAUGGAACUUGCUGUAUUGCAGACUUAGGACUGGCAGUGAGACACGACUCAGCCACAGAUACGAUUGACAUUGCUCCAAACCACAGAGUGGGGACAAAAAGGUACAUGGCCCCCGAAGUUCUAGAUGAUUCCAUAAAUAUGAAACACUUUGAAUCCUUCAAACGUGCCGACAUCUAUGCAAUGGGCUUAGUAUUCUGGGAAAUAGCUCGACGAUGUUCCAUUGGUGGAAUUCAUGAAGAUUACCAGCUGCCUUAUUAUGAUCUUGUACCUUCUGAUCCAUCAGUUGAAGAAAUGAGAAAAGUUGUUUGUGAACAGAAGUUAAGGCCAAAUAUUCCAAACAGAUGGCAGAGUUGUGAAGCCUUGAGAGUAAUGGCUAUUAUGAGAGAAUGUUGGUAUGCCAACGGAGCAGCGAGGCUUACAGCUUUGCGUAUUAAGAAAACAUUGUCACAACUCAGUCAACAGGAAGGCAUCAAAAUGUAGUUCUGCAGCUUUGCCUGAACUCUGCUUCUCCUUCAGAUCUGCUCCUGGGUUUUAAUUUGGGAGGUCAAUUGUUCUACCUCACUGAGAGGGAAUAGAAGGAUAUUGCUUCCCUUUGCAACAGUGUAAUAAGGUCAUCGAGAAACUCCCCAGGAUUUCUUUGGACCCAGGAAACGGCCGUGUGGGUCCUUUCUGUGCACUAUGAACACUUCUUUCCCAGGACAGUUACAAAAUGUUGUGUAGUCUACCUUUAUUUUUUAUUAACACAAAACUUGUUUUUUUGUUUUUUGGUUUUUUUUAAAGAUGAUUGCUGGUCUUAACUUUAGGUUAACUCUGCUGUGCUGAAGAUCAUCUUUAAGGGUAAAGGAGCUGGAUUGUUGCGUUAUAUAAAACAUUUCUUAUUUUUAAAGAAAGUGAUUUAUUCCUGGUUAGUACAUUCUCAGAGGAUUCUGAACCACUAAAGAGUUUCCUUGAUUCAGACUUUGAAUGUACUGUUCUAUAAUUUUCAGGAUCUUAAAACUAACACUUAUAAAACUCUUAUCUUGAGUCUAAAAAUGACCUCAUAUAGUUGUGAGGAACAUAAUUUAUGCAAUUGUAUUUUGUAUACUAUUACUGUUCUUUCACAUAUUCAGAACAUUACAUGCCUUCAAAAUGGGAUUGUACUAUACCAGUAAGUGCCGCUUCUGUGUCUUUCUAACGCUUACAGUCUGUGUGUCUUAAAAGCUGUAGUAUUUUAAUUCAAAAAAUUUAUUUAUCUGGGUAACCCAGACUUUUCUGUUUUGUUUAUUGGAAGACUUUUUGUAGUAUGUCAUUUGGUAUUCCAUUUUGAAAAUGCCUUUCUCCUACCAAAAUGUGCUUAAACCACUGAAGAAAUGAAGUGGCAUUAAUUGAUAAAUGUUAUCAUGGUCAUUUUUUAAUAUUCUUACAUCAAGCUUUUGCAUCUAAAUUGUGUUGUCUAAGUAUACCUUAAAAAAAUCAAGUGGCACUGUAGAUGCUUAUAGUACUCUAAUAAUUUAAAACUUGUAGCAUACAGACUAAUUUUUCUAAAAGGGAAAAUUUGUCUAGCUGCUUGUGAAAAGUUGUAUGGCAUUCUGUAAGCCAUUUUUUUUCUUUAUCUGAUCAAAGACAGUGUUAUUUUUUUAAGAAAUGAAUUACAUUUAAAAUUAGGGUGUGUUAAUGUUAAAUAAUAGGCCUUUUUCUAGGAAGGUAAAGGUAGUUAAUCAUUUGAGUAGGUAACAGGUGUGCAGGAGAGUUACAGUUGUUAUGUAGGAGUCAGUGUUCGGUGGACUUUCUGUCUUUGUAACUAAGGUUAGAGUUAGCGUGGUUCUGAGGUCUCACUACACUUUGAAGAAGGCAGCUUCUAAUUCAGUCUUUUCUUCUGUGUGCAGAUACUGCAACUGCUUAAUUUACAUGGUUAGGUAAUAAGUUUAGUAUACCCUUGAUAUUUGGGAGAGUGGUACCUAAAGAACAUUCUGAAAUUUGGUUCUCCGUUUACAGAUGUUUUCAGGCAAAUUCUGUGUUUAAAGCAAACUUGUCAUGAUCUUCACACUAAGUUGAAACUGGCUUAUAGUAACUGAUUUUUACUUCCAGUGCUAAAAGUCUUUUAGGGUUUUUACGGUUUUCAGAGUUCUCUUUAUCACUGUGAUCGUAUUCUGAUGGAAGAAAAACUAUCAUAGCAAUGAGGCAAGACAUUGACUUUAUAGUGCUAUCAAUUUCCAAAUGAAAGGGUCAGAAUAACCUUUAUAGUAUUUGGUCAGUAAGAGAUAGUGGCCAUUUACGCUGACUGAGCUGCAUUCUGAUCAUCUCUUUUCUCUUACACAUAGAAUAAAUUUGAAAGACUAUUUGGUCUUAAAGCCAAAGUAAUUUUAGAAUGAAUGACAUAUGCAUAGGAAUUUAGUGUCAGUUUCAUGUGUUUAAAAACAUCAUGGGGAAAAAUGUGCUUAGAGGUUAAUAUUUUGACUCCAAAUUUGAGUUUUUUUCUGUAGUUACCAUGAUUUUGUCAAAGCAAACGAAUGACAGACGUUGAGGGCUUUGUUUUUAUAAUUAUGUUAUAUUUCCUGUUUAGUAAUCUCUAGCUCUCUGAUUAGGUACUUUUUUUUUUUUCUUGGCCAUUUCUACGCCUACCAGAUCUGCUUUAUGAAAUCCAGGGGACCAAUGCUAAAACUAUUUUUAUAUAAUUUUAAGAACAUACCAAAAGUUCUUGUCUGAUUUAAAAUUGAGAUACAUGAUUUCUCACUUUCAUAUAAGGUAAUCAACUUUUACUGAAGAUACUCUUUAUUAAAUCAGAGAUUGAGUUGCAAUUAUACUCUUGCCUAAGUGGAUAAAAUGUACUUUUGGUGAGUCAGGGAAUUUUUUUAAAAGUUGGAGUUUAGUUCUAAAUUCGGUUUACAUAUUACUGCAGCAAAUUCCUUUUCUGGCUAAUGACAGUUUGAUAAACUCCGAUUAGUUAAUAUUGAAAAUGAAAGUCACUUAAAAAUGAAAUAGAUCAUGAUUACUGUGGCCAUAACUGCAGAUAACGUUUGACUAGAGUAUUGAUUUUCUCAUUUAGAUACACAAGCCUUUGUUUAUACUGCCUGUCUUCAGAUGCUCACCUUCCAAAAUUAAACUUGGUUUAAAAUAUACCUUCAGACCAAUUACUUGUCCACAUCCAUUUCGUCAGUACCCCGGAGGAGUGGGGAUGCGGGAGGUGUGACCCAGUGGGGCACAGGUAUCCCUGGCCUGCCCUUCCUGAAGUUUCUCUCAACCUGCCUUCUUGCUGGUCCCUGACUUAGAGAUGAAUUGCCUUGCCACCACCCUUCCUCGCCCACCUCCCUUCAGCCGCCUUUUGACUGAAUAGCUGCUUUGGAAAUCUAGAGUAAAAUGGUUGAUGGAAAUGUGGGACAUGCUUCCAUUUCCUUGAGUCACUGAAUGUUGCUGGGAGGGUUCUCCAGGUUUGGAGAUGGGGUGGAUGAUGGCCCUGCUGGCUGCCUUGUUGUGACUUCAGCUGUGGCCAAGGAGUGGGAAGGCAGUGAGGUAGCAGUCAUGGCAGCAGGAGCUGUGCCAGAAGCAGCGGCACAUCGGGUCCUCUAAGGGACAGGGCGAGGUCCGAAGCCCGGAGUCUAAGUCUGCUGUAGUGAUAGUGCUCAAGAAGUGCCUUGAGUCCGUGCACAGUGACAUGGUUAGUAACAUCAAGAAUUCCACAUUUCAGUUCUUGUUACAAAAUUUCAGUGGUCACUUGGCCAUUCUGCAGCUCAUGCAUGAGCUACCUUCAGUUCCCCCUCUACAUCUGAGAGCUGUCCCGUAUAGAAUAUUUUAUAAAACAAGAUGGCAUAGUGCUAAUUAAAAUGCAGAACAAAAUCAGUAUCCCCUUAGACAUGUCCUAUCAAGAGUUUAUUUUUAUCCUUGCACUGAAAGAGUGAUUAAGUCAGCUGUUUCUUUUUGUUUCUUGACUGUGGCAGUGUUCUGGCUCCAAAUGAUGGAGAUUCCAAAUAAUGGUUCUGUUACAGCAUGGCAGGAAAUGCCAGUUCAGAUAUUUUUGAGAUCCUAAAGAAUAGGUCUGCACAUGUAAUCUGUAGCUCCUUGUGUCUGUUUUGGAAUGCUGGACUACCCAUGGGCCCUCUCUCUAGGAAUGCUGGAAUUCUAAGACAUUCUGAGGAUUGUCAGUACACUUAAACUUUUCAACACCAUUAUGCAAUCUUAUUUGUAAUUGUAGACUUUAAAGAAUGUGUUUAAUAACAUUCAACCUGUUUCUUAAAGCUUAAAAAAGAACUUAAGUGAAUUUGUUUUUAUUUUUUAACGAGAUUUGUGAAUUGAAUAUCAUGAACCGUGUUUUGAUAUCCCUUUUUCACAUUGUGCCAAUGGAAUGGGGUGUUUGAUAUUUCUUUAUAUGUCAAGGAGAUGCUUCAAAAUGUCAAUUGCUUUAAACUUAAAUUACCUCUCAAGAGACCAAGGUACAUUUACCUCAUUGUAUAUAUAAUGUUUAAUAUUUGUCAGAGCAUUCUCCAGGUUUGCAGUUUUAUUUCUAUGAAGUAUGAGUGUUAUGUUGCUAAAUUACUGAAAUGGUACUGUAUUGUUUAUAUUUGUACCCCAAAUAACAUCUUCUAUAGUUUUUGUUUUCUGUAUUUUAUUGUAUUUGUGCAAAAUUCUUUUGGCUUUAUCAGUGUGAUCUCUGCCCUUUCAGAUGUGUACAGAAAAUGUCCAUAUAAAUUUUCAUUUAAUUUGAAUGAUUUUGAGAAAACUGUAAAGAGGAAAGAAAAACAAAAACUGCAAUUCCCCAUAAGUUUUUAAAAGUUGUAUAUUGUAUUUGUAGUAAUAUUCUGAAUGAGUUGUAAAUAGGAAGUAGAAGAGCGAUGCUUAUGUCAAGUCCUAACACUACAGUAGAAAAAUGGAAGCAAUGCAAAUAAAUGACUUUUUUCCCCAAGUGCUAGUGGUAUAAUUUAAAAUAAACUGUGUAUA